AAUGUAUUUUCGUGUUAAAUACUGAGAGGAAGGAACUUUAAGGACAAUCUUAUAAUGAGUUUUCAGAAAAGAUUUUGCAAAUCAUAAUAAUAUAUUUGAAGAAUUUGCUGAAGUUGACGAGUAAAGCUUGAGCACAACGUCGCAGCUAAAAUCCUGAAAAUACAUCACACAAUCUGAAAAAUCAAGCGGAAUAUCGAUUAAGAACUCUCGCACCUACACCUUUGGCUUAGAGUUCUGCUGUUCGCUAUGCAAUUAAUUCAAUUCACUUUCGUAGCAUAUGAAUCGGGACAGGUCGGAUGGAACUACAAUAUCACAUGGCUGCCCUAGGCAUAUUUUUUAGCAAAAGACCAGCUAAUUAUAUCUGUAUAUACGUAGUUAAGGAAAUUGCAUAGCUGAAGUGCCGUACAGCAUAAUUCUGAUAUUGAAGUAGUUAGCUUACUAACUAAAUAAAUUGACGAUAUGGAACGGCGGGCAUUACCAAUGUUAUAGACGCGUGGAAGCCAACAACGAUUGAACUAAAAUGCAUUCAGUGGGCAUUCAUUCCGCAAUGGCGAUCAAAAGGCAACGGAAACGUCGAGAUGAACAAAAAAGGGCGCGAGAAAGACGCUAUAGCACGCAAAGUUCUGAGAGCGGCGAAACAUUUCAUUCUCCAACAGGAUCCGUGAGGCGAAAAUACCACCAUCCUCGUAAUGCAGUUAGUUCUGGCACCGGAAUGCUUGACAGCCAGGUAGUUACUAGUAUUGGCAUGUUGCAUAUAGGUAUUGUAUUCGUUGUGUUUGGAGUUUUUCUUUGCGGUGCUGGUAUUAUUCCAGACGAAACUAUGUCAUGGAACGUAUUUAGCUCAAGCUCAGCCUGGUGGAAUGAAGUUACUUGCACAGGUUUAUUUUCUCUGGGAUUGGGACUGUUUUUACUAAUUUUAAACUGUCUUAUAAGCCGAAAAGAGGAGGAGGAUCUUGAAGACUAUGUGCAACGUCAACUAACUCGAUCUCGCUCUGGACACCGACUUGAAAGAGAUGUUGAAACUGGUGUUUUGACAACGCGCCAUGCUCGCAAAGCUGUUGCCUUACAAAAGGGCGGACGUAAUAACUCUCCUACAGAUGUUUCCGUUGUAAAUUGCGGCUCUUCAGAGAAUAUGAGCAAUGGAACGAUAGUCAGCCAUAAUGUUUUAAACAGUUCUGAUGCUAUCCUUGAAAAAAUUGUGGAGGAGGAUAAUACUUAUUUAAACGACCGCAGCUCCGGAAUAUCUCCAAUUGAUUUAGAAAAUGAUAAGAAACUGCUUUUAAGAAGAGAAUCUCUAAAUGACGCAAUCAGUAUAACACGUAUUUAAGAAACUUAAUUUUUUACUCCUUACAAAUAGUACAUGGACAAAAGAAAUAAAUUUUUUAAUAUCCAAAGGCUUUAUAAUACAAUAAUCAUAUAUCCUCUUUGUCACUUACGAUUGAAUACAUAUAAAAACACUGCAUAAUCAUUAUAACAUAAAACCCAAAUGCAUGUUUUAGUAAAAAACAAGAGAGAAUAGUAGAGUUCUCCGAUUAUCAGAUACCCGUUUCUCAGCUAGUGAAAAUGAGAAAGCGAAAUUUCAUAAAUUUUCUGGGAUUUCGAUAGAUAUUGGGGAAUAAAAUUAGAAAAUAUUUAAAAAUUGUUCCAAAGUGUGGGCGUGACCAGCUUGACCGCUUUAGGGCGUGGGUGGGCAAAAAGUUUUUUUCAAAUCGAUAGAAAUUUACAAGACUAAUAAAAAUGUUAAAGAAUACCAACACAUUUUUCUAAAGUGUGGGCGUGGCAGUUUGGGCGGAUUUGGGGUUGAUAGUUGGCGUGGCAACAUGGGUCAAUAAACUUGCCUUGCGUCUUUGUCUCUAGAAUCUGUAUGCUUAACGUUCUAGCAUUAAUAGAUCGUGAGAUCUCGACGUUCAUACGGACAAACGGAAAUGGCCAGAUGGAGUCGGCUAUUGAUCCUGAUCAAGAAUAUAGGUACAUUUUAUGGUCGGAAACGCUUCCUUCUGCCUCUUACAUCAUUUUCAAUGAGUUUUAUAUACCCUUAUUAGUUUCGCACCUACACCCAUGGUUUAUCGUUCAACUGUUCGCUCUGCAAUUAAGUCGCUCAUUAUCAUUCGCUUUUCGUUACCUAUACAUAUCGCAUCGGUGCGGAAUCUAUUUUGCUAAGCCCAAUAUCGUUUGAAAUCGCUAAAUAAACCUCGGCUUUUCAUUGCUUCAAAAAUAGCUAUAAGUAUAUAUAUACAGUACAAAUCAAACAUAGCAUUAAGCAUUAACUUUAAUUAGUUCGCUAUUGUUGCUCAGAGCGUUGUUCAACAACAAUUUGGAUCUGCAAUAUUCAGACAAAUUUAAGGCAGUGGAAUCUGAACUUCGCAAGAUUGCAUGUACAUAAAAGCUCAAGGCGGCUGCACUUUAUAUUCGUGUGAAACAUUUAGCGGACUCCCUAUUUAAAUCUCCGUUAAUUUCGUUUAAUAAAUUCGUUCUUCAUGUGAGGUUGGAGCUGAUCAAUGAGCUUCAACAAAUAUUCGGAUUCGGAUGAAAUCAAAAGUGAUUUGGCAGAUAAAUUUGAUGACAUUCUCGUAACGCUUAAAUCCUCUAUUUGGGGGGAGAUUUUAAAAAAGUGCUCGCAAAUGCACUCCCUCUCAACUAUUGUUGAUAUCAUUGCUCCGUUUGAUUGUGUCCAAAAGCAUCGUUCACUCAGGAAUAGGGCACCGUCGCUGCCCCUUCUUGAGCUUCAUAAAUUUCCUGGAGGCUAUGCUGACUCGGUCAACAUGGGUCCACCUACCAGCACGCUACCGCACUCCCUAAUGCUUCGGGACUGCCAAAGCGGUGGAUCGGCGCAUAUAUCGCAGGACAAAAGAAUAAACGAGCAAUGCAGCAACAGCCCUUGCAGAAGCAGCCUUCCUCGUAUCAACGAUCACAUUCCCAUCAGGACCCCGAGCACCCCGUGCUGCGGCACCUCGGCUGUGCAGCAAUAUCUUCGGGUUCUUAGAUCCCCUCUCUCACGAUCACUCUAUUAGUUUCGCACCUACACCCUUGGCUUAUCGUUCAGCUGUUCGCUAUGCAAUUAAGUCACUCAUUAUCAUUCGCUUUUCGUUACCUAUACAUAUCGCAUCGAUGCAGAAUCUCGUUCGGUAAACCCAAUAAAACAUAUCGUUCGAAGUUACUAAAAAAUCGCGUCCCUUUAUUUCUUAAAAAUUGCUAAUGAAACAACUUAUU
Molecule: messenger RNA, 3210 nt
Organism: Drosophila melanogaster (fruit fly)
Lineage: Eukaryota; Metazoa; Arthropoda; Insecta; Diptera; Drosophilidae
Exons: 9
Coding region: 521-1327 (268 amino acids)
Source: RefSeq, marked reviewed